CUUGCGUACUUGAUGAUUCUCUAAUUGUCAAAUAACAAACCGUGUUCCCAUAUGUAUUUGGCCAUGCAAGAUUGAUUUUUAGUUUUGAUAACGAUCAGUCGAACUGGAUGCAGCUUUAGCUGCAGUAAACACACACCGAACCUCAGAACAUGCUAAUCUGACUGAAUCGUGAAUAUCUAUUUCCUUACUGCCGUAUAUGGCAUAGCCUGGAGUCAUCUGGAGACACCCACAGAGAACAGAUUGGCGGCGUGUGUUGACAUCAAUGUCGUGUGGGAUUUACGUCAGGUGUUGGUCAUCAAUGUUCACAUGUACGCUCCCAUCUCAUACAGUGUUCCUUCCAUGUCCAUCUGACGUUAUCUGUUCCCAGUUCUAGGUGAAUGGACAAUGGAACGCGGAGCGUAUAUGUAACACUAUCUAUGAGAGUCAUUUAAUCUCGAACUGAAUGUGGUAACGAAACAAUUUGGAGAGGAUUAUUGUUGCGAAGUGUUUAAUUUGUAUGUUGAUGCCCCGUCAGUGAAUGGAUUGAUAUUCACUGGAGCCCAUGGUGUAGAUGGUCAUCCAACGCAAAUGUUUCAUUAACUGCUUAUGGCCUACGUGUAAUGGGAGUAUGUCAACAUUGAUGCCAAGUGACAUUGCAGCUGUAAUGACCCCACGUUCGAUCUUCUAGUCAUGAUGCUCCUCAACGCACAACGACAGCAAAUGAACAGUGUUGGUAAUAAGCUUUGGGUGCGCUGAACACAUUCAAAAGAGACUUUAUACAUCGACUGCCAUGUUGAACGCUAUAGGAACACGGACGUCCUUCCUGCGGCCAUAUAACCACCAGGAGACUCUUGGGACCUCCCAGUUGUCUUUGUUGGAUAGGAGGCCAAGUACGGCAUCGACAGCCACGAGUAGACAGACACUCGACGACGAAAAGAGUCUAUGUAGAAGCACCAGUGAUUUCUCCGACGGGGAUCAGUACGGUAACGGUGGCAGUGGCUCCUAUGGCUCCAUCUUCCAUCAGCUCCAAGAAGUGAAUGAGGAGUGUGAGGACCCCUGUGAGUUCCUGGGUCGGGCAUUCGACAUUAUCUGGAAUUCAUGGUUGAUGACAACCUUCUUGGUGUCGCUCACUGGCCUGCCCAUUGCCAUGAUUGUCAUUGGUGGUUCUCAUAGAGUAGACUGUCCCCGGGAACCCAAGGUCCCCAUCUACCUUCUGGUCGGAGGAGGAUUCGGUCUCCUCAAGAUGUUGCUGUUGCUAUGGAGACAGAAGAAGUCACGUGACUACGAGCGUCUUGACGACUGUGUUGAUGAUGACGCCGACGAUAUUGUGAUGUCACGUAGCACGCGCUUCAGCGGAUAUAUUCUAACCAUAUUCCUGCUCUCGUGGUUCAUUCUUGGCAACGUGUGGAUCUUCCAGGUGUGGAAACCUAACUUCGUCCAGCCCUUACACGAGCCCAUGAACUGGUGCAACGAGACGGUCUACAUGUUUUCUGUGUAUCAAAUAUUUGCUUGCUAUGGCCUGAUGGGAUUCUGUGUAUUGGAACUCCUUAUACUCCUCAUCGCAUACGCGGUGCUGAAAUUGAGGGUGAAACCCUCUCAGCAGAAGUAAUCGCAGAGAAAUAGCUAUUUUUGCUUUGAAACUCUAUUUUUGUAAAUUACAAAUACUCCAUGAUAGCAAUGACAGUUACCUAAGGAAUGGCUAUUCAGCGUAUCUUGAGAUACUUGUCGAACUGAAGCAAGUGUUUAUUGGCAUGAGGAAUGCAUUAUUGCUUUUGGAUCAUCCUUUUAUUCUUCAGUCAUUUUAAGUUGUACAACCUUUACCAGUGUAAGAAAACGGCGAGGCAGAGAACCAAAUGAAGCAAGUGUUUAUAGGCUCAUCCAUCGUAUCUUCAGUCAUUGUAUUGUUAACAGCCCUUUCAGGAGCAAGAAAGGGGCCAAGCAGAGAUACCAACUGAAGCAUGUGUUUAUUGGCGUAACGAUAUACGUUUUGCUGAUGGAUCAUCAGUCGACUCUUCAGUCAUAUGAAGUUUACCCUUUCAAGUGGUAGAAGGUGGAUAGGCAGAGGUACCAACUCAAGCAUUUGCAUAACGAAAUACGUAUUGCUGAUGGAACAUCAGUCGACUCUUCAGUCAUAGGAAGUUUACCCUUUCAAGUGGUAGAAGGUGGCAAGGCAGAGAUACCAAUUGAAGCAUGUGUUUAUUGGCAUCAUUAAUGAAGUGUUACCUAUGGAAUUAACCAUCGUAUCAGUCAAUGUAACUUUUACAACCCUUUCACGUUUAAGCACAGUUUGUAAAUUUGUGGAUUUAUGGUUUAUAUCUUCAUUGCACUUCUCGGAACAUUUGCUCACUGAUUCAAUGGUGCCGUUUUAACUUGGUUUGUUCUCAAGAACAACCUUAUUAAUGUGUGACAUGUGACUAUCUGACAUAUUGACCACAACGCCCCACCCAAUGUUGUAUCAGUAAAAUUGCAUGAUAUUCACAUUACAAAAUUGUUGAGCCGGGACAUUGCCACUAAUCGUGCAGAGUUGUUCCCCUUAGCUUCCAGCUGCCACAGUUUGAGGUUCGUGCUUACUAUGAUCCUUUGUCUGUCAGCAGCAAUCUCGCUCUGUGUAUACAUCUAUGACCGAUGACACGUUCUAACGAUCGAUAUAACUCAUCUGAAUCGGCAUCACACAUUAACAUCCUUCAAACAUUUUAGACGUUCUAACAACUAGAACAUCUGUAUCAUAGUCUACAAUGACGCUUUGUAGCAUAUAAAUAUCUUAUAUUAGCAGCAAAGAAUAAGCAAAAAAAGCACAUUCUUAUCCCCAAAAUAUAACAGUGGAUCGUCUUCGUCCAGUGAAUAUCACCGUUUUGGGAUAUGCAUAAAUUAAUUAACAUAUACCUCGUCGUUGAAUUAAAAGAUAUCUCUGUUUUCUAAAUUCUAGUCACAUACAUAUUAUGCUAAUGCCCAUUUUCAUAAUGUACAAAGUUAAAAUUAUUUACUAAUUUAAUUAGUUUGUAAAUAUUAAUAUAAUCACGUAUUAUAUUAAGUGUUGUGUCAGACUAGUUAUGCUGGUACGACAUUGGUGUUCCGGUACAUCCACUUACUGGCUCGUUGUUAUCAUCUAUAAUCCCUUAAAGUAAUGUAUACCUGACAAUAUUUUACUAUAAUGAAUGAUUACAUCCGACGGAUUCAAGUGCCUGUUCAAUGUUUGUUUUUAUGAUUGUUUUUUAAAGGCAAGAGACUUGGCAUAACAACACUUGCUGGAACGUGAUGAAGGAGACCAUGUCCAUUAUUGGAUUAUUAUGAACCCUUAUCGGUGCAAGAUGUGUGUUUAUCUGGACUGGUAUGUCGUUCGGAAACGCAAUAGUUCGCUGAAUAUAUACAAUUAAGAGAUGCCAAUUAUUCCAUGUAUUAAGAUAUUUUGUUGAAACACCAUGAACUGGAUCCAGACAGUACUUGGCAUACUGGUAACUAAAUGUUUAUGUCUUCGGUGCUCUCUUGCAAGUGAAAAAAACUAGUAUAUAUACUGAACAAAGAAGUAAGGCAUUGUGAUUGUAUAUAUAUGGGGAUUGUUAUUGAAAUUGCGUUCACAGUCUCUACUACAAUAAUUCAAAUUAUUUCCCCAAAAAUAUUCAUGUUCCCUAAGCUAUUUUUUUGUUCAGGGCAUGUUUCUUUCUAAUUACCGAACAUGUAUGUCAUCCAUGUCAGAGGGCCAGACUAGGGAUUAUGGUAUAAGUUUAUCAAUAAUUGAAAAUAAGCUGUACUAAGGGCGGACAUGAUAUAAGGUCGUACAUGAUGAAACAAAUUUAAGCUUGAAUAUAUAUAGUAAAUACGUUUAAGAUUUGCCCUUACUAAUAACGUUGCAUGUUAAAGUAAGCCUUUUUUUAGGAAUAAAAAACGACAUAUAAAACAACAUAUUCCAUGCAGAGUGACUGUGAUAGCUUAUAAAUCAAAUUAUUUCGUAUCUUUUCCACCAGAAACUGUUACCGGUGUAAAAUAAAAGUAAAAUACGAGUGACGGGAUAUCUGGGUUAAAGUCGUAUGAAUCAGAUGUGCUAUUGUUAAGUUGAGAGUACCAAAAAUGUUGCUGUGCAAAGGGACACUUCCUUAUUGUUUAACCAUUGUACUUAUGGCAUCAUUAAGCCAGACUUAAGCUGUGGUGACGCCAUCGGAUAUUUCCCGUCAGCCAAUUAAGAUGACGCUCGUUUAUAAAUUAUGAUGUUUGCGAACAUUGAAUUUAGUAUUUGUUCUUCAGUUUGUUUUUGUUAUAAUAAGCAUAUGCUUUUAUACCUAAGAAUUGUAUGACAAGGUAGGUACUUUAAAUAUUAACUAUGCUAACAUGUGCAUGACCAAAAGCAUCAAUUUGGAUGAACGAUGAAGGAGAAAAAAUCCUUAAUUUAGUGUUGCUUAAUGUCAUUGAAUAGAACACAGUAUUUUGGUACUCAUACUGUUUAUGAUAAUCCUGACAUUUCACUCGCUUGAGUAAUAUUAGAUUACUUCGGCGGCGUCCUAUAUAUCUAAGUUUGUCCAUACGUUAUCAUAUAAAAUAUUGGUAUGUCCACAAGUUGCCAUGUAAAGCGAUGAACCACAUGCAAGUUCGUCGUCCAGUUCACCUAUUUCAUGUCAUGUGGGUGUCAGCGAUGAUAUUAAAUCAAUGUGUUUAAGCACCUACUAGGGACGUACAACACUUGAUGCUGUUGAACUAAAGGUCAUAUAGGCCAACUUAUUGAGACAGCUGGGAAAGGGAUUAUCUUCCUCCAGGAUGAAAACUGAAAGUUAAGUUUAUGGAUUUCAAAUAUAGAUAGAUGCGAUAGGUGCGUUAAGCAAAUGUUGUUGGCUUGCCAUGUAUAGGUCCAGGGUUAAAAGGACAGAAUUAUGAGUAGGUGGACACACGAGGUAUUGUCGGCCUAGCUAAUGCUCAAGGUCAGGGAUGUAAGGACAGGUUGAUGAGAUAGUUGUCGUGAAAUGAUGUUGUAGGAUUGACACCGAAGUUAGGUACAGGGGAUGGAAGAACAGAUAGGUGUGGAAAAAAGAAUCCCACUGAAAUUAAGGCUCAGGCGAUCUAAAGACAGGGGAAAUAGACGUAUGCACUUGGAAUGAUAGCUCUGGCAAAAAAGUUAAAAUUCAGGGUAUUUAAGCUUCUGUGGUUGUUUUCAUAAGAAUCAUUGGUUCAAGAAAAGAAAAGAAAAAACAUAUUGUUUUAUCAUGUUUUGCAAUAAUUAAUGAAUAAUGCUGGACAUGCUUGAAAUCCUGAGAAAAAUGUGUUCUGAAAAAUAAUUGUUCGGCUUCUUUGCGCGUUUUGAAGAAGUGAUAUAUAGACCCAUAAUGAAUACGAAAUGGUGGGUCCCUAAGGACAUAUGGCUGGGAUAGGAGUCGCACUAGAGGGAGAGCUGACACUAAAGUUAAAAACAACUUGUAUCUCGUUACACUUGAUAUUAAGCUCUGUAUGUUUUUAGUUUUGGUGCAUUGUCUACCCUUGAACAAGACGUUCUAGUCUUCCGAAUAUUUGACGAGUUCCUCCUGACAUGUGUUAAGUAGAUAUUACUUUCAAUGAUACAGAAUAACACACAGUAGCAGGACCCAUUUAAAGAAGACUGAACACAAUGAAACGGUCAUAAUGUAACCCGAGGUCGUACUUUUAUACACCUGGAAAAAAGUAAAGCACUGCUCCUAUAUUUUCUACAUACCGAUCUUCCUUGUUUGUUUUAAAUAUCCAUAAACUGUUUUGACAUUGAUCUCAUUUUCAGAAAUGACUCGGAUACUACCGAUAACUGCUGAUGUUUUAUACAAGGAACAAUGUAUGCUUAUUCAUAUGUUUGGAAGUACUCAGUCAUAAACUGCCAGGAAAAAAGUAUACACUUGAAUAUUGGAUUUCACCAAACAAUAACAAACGUUACUCAGAUGAAAACAGUCGCCGAAAUACUGCAAACUUAAGGUUCAAAACACAACUAAGAUACCCGUGUCAAAUACAUCACCAGCAAAGAACCAUGCCUUGUUUUUUACAAUAUUAGUCACCAUCAAGCAUGGGUGUAUACUUUCUAAUGCAUAGCAGUUUAUGAUGCUAGGACUAAUGUAGUUAAAAGUGUAGUUAAAUAACCAUGCAAGGCGUGUCAUUAAUUUUUUAUUUCAUUGUCUGUAUUCCAUUAUUAGUAUAUUACUUUGUAAACAAACACAAAUGUAUCAAACGUUUCGUCAGAGAAUUAAUUAGCAUAGGGUACAAUUUUAAAACAAUGCUAUUUAAUAUGGAAAUAUGUAGAAAACGGUGCUUAACUUUUUUCCUGGUGUAUACGUCUCAGCAUUCCACUAUAUAUGUUGUAUUGUGUUGCCCAAUAAAAAAAAACAUAUAUUUUUCUAUUACAAGCCUUUACACAGUUCUCCUGAAUUUAAUUCUGUUUAUAUUCUACGUUUAUUAACACAUGUUUUUGAUUCCUGUUGUUCUUCAUCACAUAUUCCAGUAGCUUGCUGACGUCCAUUGCUAGUGGAGCCCGCCCCCACUUCAUGAACCCCACCCACCACCACAUUGCUGCAAUAUUGCUAAAAGCGGCGUCAUACCAUACUCACUCAUUCACACUCCACUACGCUGCCAUGGAUGUGAUUGUUGACACAUAGAGUAAUGCACCGUGCUUAAUGUUGGACACAUAUUUUCACUGAAGUAUUCAUCACAUCAUCCGGACAUCAUCUGUUUUAAAUCUGAUAUGUUAUGUACAUUCAUUUGUAUAUUGUGUUAUUGUUGUUUUGUAUGUUAAGUUGUUGUAUCGUUGUUCUGUUAUUGCUCUAUACAAGUGUGUGGUUUCCCUGGCAGUAUAAUAACGUUCACUGCACAUGUGCAACAUACUACUAUGAAUCAAUAAAUCAUUGCAAUGUGA
Molecule: messenger RNA, 6829 nt
Organism: Haliotis rufescens (red abalone)
Lineage: Eukaryota; Metazoa; Mollusca; Gastropoda; Lepetellida; Haliotidae
Product: transmembrane protein 272-like
Exons: 4
Coding region: 770-1588 (272 amino acids)
Source: RefSeq, a predicted model, not a curated record